UGGGGCCGGACACACGGACACACCGGCAUGGCGGGCAGCUGGGCCGCGGCGCUGGGGCUCUGCGUCGCCUUGCUGCGCCUGGCGGCCCCGCGGGACGAUUUCCGCCUGCAGCCCGGCGACUUGGUGGCGACGGCGGGGCAAGCGCUGGAGCUGCCCUGCGUGCCGCCCUGGGGCCGGCCCGAGCCCCGCGUCACCUGGAGGAAGGACGGCGUCGCCCUCGACUUGGCGUCGGGGCGCUACCAGGUGGCCCGCGGGAAGCUGCGGGUGGCCCAGGCGCGCAGGAGCGACUCGGGCGCCUACGUCUGCGUGGCCACGGACGCGGCGGGCGAGCGGCAGAGCCGCCCGGCGCUCGUCUCCGUCCUGGAGAAGCCGGCCAUCGUGCGGCCCCCCCGCGACACGGCGGCGGGCGCCGGCGGCACCGUGGAGCUGCCCUGCGGCGUCCGGGGCGACCCGCUGCCCUGGGUGCAGUGGCACAAGGAGCGCGGGGACCUGCCCCGGGGCAGGCACGAGGUGGACCGGGAGCACACGCUGCGCCUCUACGGCGUGUCGCCCGCCGACUCGGGCACCUACGUCUGCACGGCCCAGAGCCAGCUGGGCACCGCGGCCGCCGCGGCCGUCCUCCACGUGGAGGCCCUCCCUCUGCCCUCAGACCUUCCAGAGACAGGCGGGCAAGAGGCCGUGUCGCAGGACCUGCUGGCUGUGUGGCUGCACCUGGACAACAGCACCGCGCUCCCCUCCGCAGCCGCCGUCCAGCUCCACUGGCGGGUGCUGACACCGGCACCGGCGUUGGAGGGCUUCGUGGUGCUGUACCGCUGCCUGCUCCCUGCCAGCACCGCCUGGGUCCAGCGCGAUGUGGGCAGGGAGCUCAGCGCUGUCAUCCCCGCGCUCAGGAGGGGCUACAAGUAUGAGUUCAAGGUCCGGCCCUACACCAGGGGAGCCCAGGGCUUGGACAGCAACACCAGGCACCUUUGGAUACCUGAGGAAGCACCGAGUGCGGCACCCCAGCAUGUCACCGUGGGACAGGCAGAGAUGGGGAACGGCACCAUGGUCGUGAGCUGGGAGCCGCCUCCUCCCGACACCCACAACGGCAUCAUCCGCGGCUACAAGAUCUGGUCCCUGGGCAACGGCUCUCACCACCACACCAACAGGACAGUUGACGGAGGCACCCACCACCUGGAAACCUUCCUCCAGAGCCCCGGGGCCACAUACUGCAUCCAGGUGGCAGCUUUCAACAGCGCGGGGCUGGGGGUGCCUAGCAAUGCCACCUGCGGCAUUUUGGAGCCACUCCUGGAGGCGGUGGUGCAGGGCCCCGAGGCAUUGCCCUUGGUCACCAUCAUCGCCAGCGCCGGUGCCUUGCUCUGGGUGACCCUCCUGGCCUUCCUGGUCUACCUGUGCCAGAGCCGCGCCAAUGGUCCCCAUGGCAAAGGUCUUUGCCACUGCGCCGGUGAGGACACGGUGGCUAGGCAGAGGCUGGAGGCCAGCGACUCGCCCUGGCUCUCGGACACCUGGAAAUCCACCUCCGGCUCCAAAACCCUCGGCAGCAGCAGCAGCCUCAGCAGCCAUCUCCUCUGGAGUGACACCAGUGAGUCUCCCUGGCCCUGGGGGCCUGGGAGCCCACCCACAGGGCCUGGGACCCCCAGCAUGGGGCCUGGGACCCCCACUCAGCGUGGGGGUGCCUGCGCAGGGGAUCUAGGACCUCCUCCAUGGUGUCAUCGGACCUCCAUCCAGUGUGGUGUCUCCUCCUUGGAGCAGCUGAGCCGAGGCACCCCAGGGCCCCCCAGCCCCAGCACCUUCUGCAGGGACCCCCCACCCCGAGGCUGCCCCAACCCCCCCAGCCGCCGUGGGGGCCACCCAAGGGUGCCAGCCAGCGAGCAAGGAGCCGUCCCAGACCCGCCGCCGGCGUUCAGCUCCCCCAAACCGCGGCACUGCAGCGCCUCACUGGGCUCCCCCGGUCCCGGGGGGCCACCCCACGCCCGGCACCCACCAACCCGGUGCCCGGGGCCGGCGGCCGGCGGCCGCCUCUCGCCGUCGCUCAGCGACGACGGCGACAGCGUCCUGACGCCGGAGCGGGCGGCCGAGUCCCUGGAGCCGCCGGCGGAUGCCCCUUCCCGGCCGCCGGGUGCCGGGAGCUCGGCGCGGCGGGAGCCGACCCGCUGCAGCCCCCCGGCGCCGUCACGGCCCUUCUCGCCGCCGCACACCUACGGCUAUAUCUGCGGGCCACCGGCCUCCGAGCUGGGCGACCCCGAGGAGGAGGAGGAGGAAGAGGAGGAGGAGGAAGAGCGGACGGUGGCGGGCUCGCUGCUCAACGGCUGGGGCUCCGUCUCGGAGGAAAACUUCGCCAGUGCCCGCUGCAGCCUGGUGAGCUCCUCCGACGGCUCCUUCCUCGCUGACGCCGGCUUCGCCCGCGCCCUGGCCCUGGCCGUCGACAGCCUCUGCUUCGGCCUCGGCCAUGACGAUGACGAUGAUGACGACGAGGGGCUCUACGCGGGUUUCUCGCCGCCUUCCUCACCCUCGGAGGGGCUCCUCUUCCUCGAGGGCCCGCCACGGCCCGCCUGGGGCUGGAUGGCGGCGCUGGAGGCCGAGCCGGGCCGGAGGGUGAAGACGGAGGAGGACAAGGAGGCGCCGAGCCCGGUUCAGGCCCUCCCACACCAGUGGCACGGUUCCCGUGGGCCAGCAGCUGGCAGCCCCUGGGCCGUGCCGGCGCUCGGGGCCCCGCGCGCCGGGCCUGAGAGGGAGAGGAGCAGAGGGAUGUCGGCACGGAGGGUGUAGGGCGGCCGGCGCUGGCUUCGUCGUCUACUAACCCGGCUGCGUUGCGCCCCCCUCCCUGCCCCCGGCAAUAAAGAGCCGCUUCCCGGCGGAAGCGGAGAGCUGGCACGGGCUGCGGCAUGGGGCACCAAGCCGCUCGGCGCUGCUUACCAAA
Rhea pennata is the source of this 2920-nucleotide messenger RNA. It is a transcript of the gene ROBO4, whose product is annotated as roundabout guidance receptor 4. Lineage: Eukaryota; Metazoa; Chordata; Aves; Rheiformes; Rheidae. The record is from RefSeq and is a predicted model, not a curated record. Bases 28 to 2769 code for a protein of 913 amino acids. The transcript is spliced from 17 exons. Gene Ontology annotation, biological process: cell-cell adhesion. Gene Ontology annotation, molecular function: protein binding.